Peromyscus maniculatus bairdii (prairie deer mouse) is the source of this 2184-nucleotide messenger RNA. It is a transcript of the gene Gjb6, whose product is annotated as gap junction protein beta 6. The record is from RefSeq and is a predicted model, not a curated record. Gene Ontology annotation, biological process: cell-cell signaling; gap junction-mediated intercellular transport. Gene Ontology annotation, molecular function: gap junction channel activity. Lineage: Eukaryota; Metazoa; Chordata; Mammalia; Rodentia; Cricetidae. Gene Ontology annotation, cellular component: connexin complex.
CUUGCCCAUCGCGGUCCACGCUCCACCCACAUCCACGAGAAGGGACAUGCCUUGUGUCCCCAACCCAAGCCUGGCGCUUAGGCUGGUACUUCUCCUAGGGGACUCUUGUCGUGGUCCCUGACCCCAGAGGAAGGGUCUCACCUGAGUCCUCUAAUCUACGCCCCCUAAGACGGACCCGUCCUGAUCCCCUAACCCUACAAGGAAGGGCCCCCUGCUUCCUGCUCCACAAAAGGGGACCCGCCCCGCGCCCCCAGCCCGGAGGGAGGGCGGUGCACACCUCGCCUGCUGGCGCGACGUGUGCCCGCGCUCCUCUCCCGCAGCCCUCCCGUGCGGCGUCAGGCAGAGGCGGGGUAGGGCGCGGUUAAAAGAAGCCGCAGGUGGAAACCGGGGCUCCACCCACACAGUCCCCGAUUCCGUUCCCGCUGCGAACCGUGGGCGCCGGAUCCGACCUGCGCGCCCGACCAGAGCUGUGGACACCGCUGCAAGCCGGGAGCCGGAUCACACCGAGCAGGUGACAUUCCCACUGCCAUCCAUAAACAGAGCAGCAUUGUGGGGCCUCAUCACUGCGCUCCUAACUUCCGGAGGAGUAGGAGGAAGAGGCAGAAGUCCUUGCAGAGGGAUUUCACCUUGGCUCUUGAGCUGGACACACUGGGAGUCCUUGGGAAUAAGACUCAGGAAUAAACCCGCACGAUGGAUUGGGGGACCCUGCACACUGUCAUCGGUGGUGUGAACAAGCACUCCACCAGCAUAGGGAAGGUGUGGAUCACGGUCAUCUUCAUUUUCCGAGUCAUGAUCCUUGUGGUGGCGGCCCAGGAAGUAUGGGGUGAUGAGCAGGAGGACUUUGUGUGCAACACUCUGCAGCCAGGGUGCAAGAAUGUCUGCUACGACCACUUCUUCCCAGUGUCCCACAUCCGGCUCUGGGCCCUGCAGCUCAUCUUCGUGUCUACGCCAGCACUGCUGGUGGCCAUGCAUGUGGCCUACUACAGACAUGAAACGGCUCGUAAGUUUAUCCGUGGGGAGAAGAGGAACGAAUUUAAAGACCUGGAGGACAUCAAACGGCAGAAGGUGCGCAUCGAGGGCUCGCUGUGGUGGACAUACACCAGCAGCAUCUUCUUCCGCAUCAUCUUUGAAGCCGCCUUCAUGUAUGUGUUCUACUUCCUCUACAAUGGGUACCACCUGCCCUGGGUGCUGAAAUGCGGCAUUGAUCCCUGCCCCAAUCUUGUGGACUGCUUUAUUUCGAGGCCAACCGAGAAAACGGUGUUUACGGUGUUUAUGAUUGCCGCAUCUGUGAUUUGCAUGCUACUCAAUGUGGCCGAGCUGUGUUACCUGCUGCUAAAAUUGUGUUUCAGGAGAUCCAAAAGAACACAGGCUCAGAAGAACCAUCCCAACCAUGCCCUGAAAGAGAGCAAGCAGAAUGAAAUUAACGAGCUGAUCUCAGAUAGCGGUCAGAACGCAAUCACAAGUUUCCCAAGUUAAGUUUGUCAAGUGUAGGUGAGCCCUGACACAGCAAGCUCCCUCUCUGUAGACGACAGCACUCUGACUGCUCCCUGUAGGUGAAGAGUUUGUCUAUAAAUGACUCAUAGCAAAUAGAUACUUGAGUUCAAUUUUUGUAGAACACCUGAGCUACUCACACACAAGUCAAAACUGAGGUCCAUCUCUGAAAACAAAAUCCUGGUGACUAAUGAACCUUGAAGUCACCUUGACAAGUCCUGUGGAGACUGUCUGACUUAGUAUGGAUUUCCUGAGAAUUUAUAUAACUUGUUAAUAAAGAGCGAUUUGUCUAGAAAUUAAUAGUUUUAUCAGUAAGAUAUUUUUAUAGGAUUGAAUAUUUUUAGUUCUGACUUUGAACUUAUAUAUAAAGUAUUUUUUUAUGACUGGCCUUCCUUACCUGGAAAAAAAUACACAAAGUUAGCUUUGCAAGUGUGCCCCAAGUUUCUAAAGUUUGAACUUGUAAAGGGUCUAGCAUCUUAUGAAUAUUGUUUCACACUGUCUGAGGAGAGUUUUAUGAACUAGUGUGUGCUCUUAAGGUGGGAUGUGUUCACUGGACAAUAUAUGUUGCUGCUUGCUGAAUACAGAUGGGACUGAAGGAAAUGGGACACUUUUAAAAACUGGCCUUCUCCACUUAUGGUGAACAGUGCAAACACGAAUGUGAUCACCCCAAUAAAGCUUGACCCUGUCGCUUAA